Molecule: messenger RNA, 351 nt
Organism: Cylindrotheca closterium
Lineage: Eukaryota; Bacillariophyta; Bacillariophyceae; Bacillariales; Bacillariaceae
Source: the annotation of a GenBank genome assembly
AUGAAGACCUUCGAAAUUAUCCUGCUUUUGGUUUGUGCCAUUAUUGAUAUCCAAGCUUCUGCCUUUGUGAUGAGAUCAUCAGCAAUAAGAAAGCAAUCCCGGUCAUUGGCUCCUUCAACAAAAAUCUGGAAUGAGAAUCUGAACGAGGAAGCAGAAGACCUCCAACGAGAGAUCAACAAAUUGGUCAAAGAUCCUCCUAUGUUUUCAGCUUGGAACGACGAAAAUUUUGAUGAAAAUGCUCUUCCUAUUCCUAUAUUUACGGCGCAAGUAGUCACGAUUGCAUCCGUCGCAUUUACGGCGUGGAUAUACUACCUUGGAUUCAGUGCCCCAACCAAUCCACCAAUGCCAUGA